This is a messenger RNA of Callithrix jacchus (white-tufted-ear marmoset), 669 nucleotides long. The record is from RefSeq and is a predicted model, not a curated record. Lineage: Eukaryota; Metazoa; Chordata; Mammalia; Primates; Cebidae.
AUGAAAGAAGCCAAAGCUAAAGAUUACGUGUUGUUUGAUUCCACAGGCAGACUUGUAGGGAGAAAAACACAUCAGCAGGAACGGGGUCUGGGGGAUCGGGAGAUCCCUACGGCCGUCCUUCUGCUUUGCCUUGUGAUCUGCUGCCACCUGCUGGUUAUCUCAGAGAAGGCAGAAGGAAGCUUCAGGCUCAGGAGGAUAUGGCAAGAUGGCAGAAGUAGAGCAGAAGAAGAAGUGGACCUUCCGAAACUUCACCUACCGCGGCGUGGACCUGGACCAGUUGCUGGACAUGUCCUACGAGCAGCUGAUGCAGUUGUACAGUGCGCGCCUGCAGCAGCGCUGAACCGGGGCCAUUGGUGGAAGCAGAGCUCUCUGCGGAAGCAGCGCUCUCUGCCGAAGCUGUGCUCUUUGCCGAAGCGCCUGCGCAAGUCCAAGAAGGAGGUGCCGCCCGUGGAGAAGCCGGAAGUGGUGAAGACGCACCUGCGGGACUUGAUCCUGCAGGAGAUGGUGGGCAGCAUGGUGGGCGUCUACAACUGCAAGACUUUCAACCAGGUGGAAAUCAAGCCAGAGAUGAUCGGCCACUACAUGGGUGAGUUCUCCAUCACCUACAAGCCCAUGAAGCACGGCUGGCAGGGCAUCGGGGCUACCUCCCGCUUCAUCCCCGUCAAGUAG